AUGAGUACCACAGUUACCGUAGCUAAACUGAGAAAAGUGGCCGUUUCGUGUCUGCAACAUUCCCUGAAGAACCUCUACAAUGUCCAUACGAAAAUUGUGUGUACGAAGCAGCCCUUUAAAUCAGAUUCAGAGUUGCCAACCUUUGUCAUUACAAGCAUUUCUGAUAUCUGUGUUAAAGUCGAAGAGAGGCUGGGUUUCAUCUUUGAGAAGGCCGAAAACCUACACUUUAAGGUUUUCUUUGAGUUGGCCAAUAAUAUCAUACACUCAACAUCCGGCAGUGGUGUAAUGAACAACUUGAAGGAAGUGUACGAGAAGUGCUGGGCGUUGGUUACAGAAUGGGGUGCUGAAGAUGCUCUCUUUGUUGGGGUUAUUCCGAAACACCAAAAAACAAGUUACUUUACAGUAGAUAUUGAUGAUGAAAACCACAAGUGCUACAUAACCUGGGACAAAGAAACGCUGGGUAGUGAUUUCAUCGGAGCUGUGAGUCGCAUGCUGAGGCAGGUGAGAGAUGAGCGAAGACAACCUACAUAUAGUGAGUACCUAGCUCAACAUGUAGGCUAUUUGAACAUACACAAUGGACAGUGGGGCAGGCAUGAACGGAUCCGCCAUCUGGGAACGCCGGGACUUAGACCACACACACAGACAUACAUGUCUCUCACUGACCCUGGCGAGGGACAUGUCAUGGGCACAACACGAUUUCCAGAAUGGAUGGAUGGGGCUAUUGUUCAUGUUGAAUAUCUAGAACGACCAAACCACCUGGACAGAACACACAUCGAAUCAUAUCGAGUCCCAUCUGUUCUGGAUUUCUCAAGAGUUCGCAUGCAUGUUGGCUCAACAGCCCCUACGACCUACUUUCUAGGCAGAGCUGUAAAAGAUUCUGGAAACUUUGAGGAAGAUUUCCUCAAGAUUGUUCACAUUACUGCUGCUUCAGCAUCUUCUGCGUUUUUUAUGGGAGCAGCGGAAUGUAAAAUCGCAAUGGAAGGCUUGUCAACAUCGCAGACCAUGAGAUAUAUGCAUGCUCUACGAGCUCAAGUCCAACGUUCUAGGAAGCAGUUUCUUUCUGCAGCAUGGAAUCUCAAUCAAGAACUUUUACAUGACUUUGAAAUGGAAAAACCGCAUAUUCUCAACAAGAGAAUUAAUAUUGCUUUACAUGCUGUCAUGAUCACUUCUCUGGGAGGCUUCGACAAGGUAACUUGGGACGGAGCAAGUAAUACUUACCCUUCUAAGUGCAUUAUGUAUCAGUUGACCUUUCAGGAGGCGCUGACGAUUGUUCACGAGGCUCAUCUGAAAGGUUUGGUUACUUACUUCUCUUACGCUGUUCUCGCUGGUGUUGAUGGGAUUGGGAUAGGCGGCGCGCAAGUUCUUCGGUUCAUGGACUCUGAAACAGGGAUGCACGGGCCAUACACGGAACAGAACAUUCCAACCAUCCUGAAAUACAGAGAUGAGGCAGCGAGUUCUGUUCGUGGCAGAGGAGUGGAACUACUAGUUCGACUGGAUAUCAUGUUUUAUGAGGGCUCUAUUUCUCGUCACCAAGAGUACCUGCGACAGAAGUUGUUUCAGGCACUUCUGAACACUGAUGAAGAGGCUAUAUCCGAGCUGAUAGAGCAGCUGUCAGAUGUCAGCAACCUGCCCCGCGAAGGCAACACACCUUAUCUGCACAGAGCUAAACGUAUCGUGGAAAAUGACAACGCCAUGCUGAAAGAGUUUUGCUCCCAGGAUGAAUGUGACACUUUUGUAAAGAUUCUGCGCAGGCAGAUCGUGGCUCGAGACGAAAAUUCGCUGAUGGAGGAGUAUGACAGUGAUCCGUGGCUGUCAGUCAGACACCGCUACAGGUUUAGCCAGUGCCCCAAGGACUCAAGAGUUUGCUUCGUCCGUCAGACAUCUUUCAACAUAUCCUACAGGCCAUAG
Messenger RNA from Candidula unifasciata, 1908 nucleotides. NCBI's taxonomy places the organism in Eukaryota, Metazoa, Mollusca, Gastropoda, Stylommatophora, Geomitridae. The record is from the annotation of a GenBank genome assembly.